This is a messenger RNA of Xenopus tropicalis (tropical clawed frog), 2576 nucleotides long. The record is from RefSeq and is a predicted model, not a curated record. NCBI's taxonomy places the organism in Eukaryota, Metazoa, Chordata, Amphibia, Anura, Pipidae.
GACGUCUUUUUGGCGCGGCUCCUUCCGCAAAGAUGGCGGCGUCCAAAGAGGCGGAGGCUGUGAGGGGGAAAUUCGUUGUUGUUGGAGGGGGGAUCGCUGGUGUCACCUGUGCGGAGGAACUGGCAGCCCAGUUCCCUUCCGACCGGGUGUAUUUACUCACGGCAUCUCCGCUCAUUAAAGCAACGACCAAUCUGAAGCAGGUUUCUCGGACCCUGGAAGCGUUUGAUGUUGAGGAGCAGGAGGGCACGGCGCUGGAGGGACGGUACCCCAAUAUCUCAGUCGUGCAGUCGGCCGUCAGAGAACUGAGGAGCCAGGAACAGGAAGUCGUGACGGAGGACGGGGCCCGGUACCGAUACAACAAGCUGUGUUUGUGCGCCGGGGCCAAAGCCAAGAUAAUCGCGGGGGGAAAUCCCUACGUUCUGGGCAUUCGGGACACAGACAGCGCCCGGGAGUUCCAGAGGCAUCUGAGCAGCGCCCGGCGGGUAGUGAUUGUGGGGAACGGCGGCAUCGCCCUGGAACUGGUGUACGAGCUGGAGGGCUGCCAGGCUAUCUGGGCAAUCAGAGACGGAGCCAUAGGAAACACCUUUUUCGACGCAGGAGCCGCCCAGUUCCUCCUCCCCCAACUGGGAGCCGACAAACCGCCGGCGCCGCUUCCCUGCAGGAGAACCAAGUACACUACGGAGCCGCCUCUGGGGGGAGGCGGCGGCAGCGUGGGCAGUGCCCUGGGGCCUGAUUGGCACGAGGGGUUAAAUCUUAAAGCGACAGGAGCGUUUUCCCACCGUGUCCACAUCGAGGCGCAGUGCGAAGUCAGGCGCAUUCUGCUGCGGGAGGAGCGCGAGGGGUUAAACAUCACUGCAUUGCCCUUCCCCGGGGAGUCCGACUCCGCCCCAAGUACCGAUUGGCCGGUGUAUGUACAACUGACCAAUGGGAAGACGUACGGCUGUGAUUUUAUCGUCAGCGCCACGGGGGUGGUUCCGAAUAUUGAGCCGUUUGUCACUGGGAACCAGUUUGAUGUAGCAGAAGACGGGGGCCUGAGAGUGAAUGAUCACAUGGAGACCUCGGUGCGCAACAUUUACGCGGCUGGAGACAUCUGCACGGCAUCAUGGGAGCCCAGUGCGCUAUGGCAGCAGAUGAGACUAUGGACGCAGGCGCGGCAGAUGGGUUGGUACGCGGGGAAGUGCAUGGCCGCGGAUUUCCUGCAGCAGCCAAUCGAAAUGGACUUCUGCUUUGAGCUCUUUGCCCAUGUGACCAAAUUCUUCAACUAUAAAGUGAUAUUACUGGGGAAGUACAACGCCCAGGGCCUGGGAAGCGACCACGAGCUGCUGCUCAGAUGCACCAAGGGGCGGGAAUACGUGAAGGCGGUGCUACGGGGCGGACGCAUGGUGGGGGCGGUGCUUAUCGGCGACACCGACCUGGAGGAGACCUUCGAGAACCUGAUGCUGAACCAGAUGGACCUUUCCCCGUACGGCGAGCGCCUCCUCGACCCAGACGUCGACAUCGAGGAUUAUUUCGAUUGAACUGACGGGCGAAGGGUUAAUGAUAAGAACCCGCCCCCUAUUUCCUGACUCUCCGGAGGGCGGGGGGGGGAUUCUCACAGCCCCCACAUUACCCAGUUCUAAAUAUACAACGUGCGUCUCCCACCCCGAUAAUUACACAAAUACGUCUUGUUCCCGCUAAUGGCCCCGCCCCCAGAGGGGAUUUAUCAUACGCACAAUGGGGGGGUAUAAUAUACACUGGGUUAUAUUUAGCGCAAGUCCUGCCCCCACAGACGUGAAUCUGACUCCCCCACACUCGCUCUGACUGUCACGGAUUUCUGAGAGUCCCGCUCUGCGCGUCUCGGGGUGAUAAAGGGGGAGUGGCCGCAGGUCGGCCAUCUUUCUAGGGUGUAACUGGACUCGGGGGGGUCCCUUUAGUGCUCCCCACAAUUCUACUGAUCUCUGUACAAAGUAACAAUACAGUUGUAGCCUCGCAGGGCUGCCGGGGUCGGUGACCCCCCAUUAGAGUGAUUGCUGUGUUUUACUUACCCUUUUCCCCUAUACUUAUAGUUGUUGCCCUUCCCAGAAUGGGAGAAAUCUGCUCUGCGAGGGGGCUCCCCAAUCAAUUUACCCCCCAUCUGCGGCCGUAACGGCUGCUCAGUAUCACUAAGGGGUUAAUGUUCAUGGCCUCCAUGAUGCCGUUAUGGCAGCGGCAGAAGUCAAUGUUGUAUCAACAAUGAAAUCCAAAUGGAGACUGUAGCGCUAUGUAGAACUGUAACAUUGUGCAGCUAAAGGCAAGAUGUUAAAGGGGUGGUAGGUUAUAGAGAAUGGCCAAUUCUAAGCAACUUUUCAAUUGGUCUUCAUUAUUUAUUUCUUAUAGUUUUUGAAUUAUUUGCCUUUCCAGCUUUCAAAUGGGGGUCACUGACCCCGGCAGCCAAACCCUAUUGCUCUGUGAGGCUCCAGUUUUAUUGUUACUUUUUAUUCCUUAUCUUUCUCCCCUAUUCAUAUACCCGUCACUCUCUCAAAUCACUCCCUGGUUGCUAAGGUAAACGAGACCCUAGCAACCAGAUAGCUGAAAUAAUAAAAAAUGAAAACCAAUUG